GAGUAUAUUAACAUAACAAGUCAGCUGAUGGACUGUCAGGUGACUUGAGCUUCCCAACAGUAUAUUUUUCAGUGUAGAACUACUCAAUUUUUCUUUAAAAAUACUAAAAAAUGGCUUUACACAGUGCACAAAAAGGAAAACUAAUCUCUGUUAUCGGAGACGAGGAUACUUGUGUUGGAUUUCUCUUGGGUGGAGUUGGAGAAAUCAACAAGAACAGGCACCCCAAUUUUAUGGUAGUGGACAAAAACACUGCUGUCAGCGAAAUUGAAGAAACUUUCAAACGUUUUGUUAAACGAGAUGACAUAGAUAUUAUUCUGAUCAACCAGAACAUUGCUGAGAUUAUUCGUCAUGUAGUUGACAGCCACAACAGUCCCAUUCCGGCUAUUCUAGAGAUUCCCUCAAAAGACCAUCCAUAUGACUCUUCGAAAGACUCUAUUCUGCGCAGAGCAAAGGGUAUGUUCAAUCCAGAAGAUAUUCUUUAAAAGGAUUUCAGACAGACAAAAUUGUCAUAAGUAUUAUUACUGUUAUUUUAGUAAAAAAUCAAUAUAUUAUGUUGUAUAUAGCUUACAUUCCCUGUUCUAUCAUUUUAUUUCUAAAUAAACUUGUGUAACAAAUUC
Messenger RNA from Sitophilus oryzae (rice weevil), 617 nucleotides. It is a transcript of the gene Vha14-1, whose product is annotated as V-type proton ATPase subunit F. Gene Ontology annotation, biological process: proton transmembrane transport. The coding region runs from base 111 to 482 and encodes 123 amino acids. The transcript has 4 exons. Lineage: Eukaryota; Metazoa; Arthropoda; Insecta; Coleoptera; Curculionidae. The record is from RefSeq and is a predicted model, not a curated record. Gene Ontology annotation, cellular component: proton-transporting V-type ATPase, V1 domain; membrane. Gene Ontology annotation, molecular function: proton-transporting ATPase activity, rotational mechanism.